AUGCGCGUAUUUAUACUGUUAGCCGCUCUUGGAGCCGUUUGUGCGGCACCAAGGAAGCCACAACGUAUUGUCGGUGGCGAAAAUACUAGUAUUGAAAGAUAUCCUUUCAUGUCUGGUGUCUUAGAAAAAACUUCUUGGGGAACGGAACCGAUGUGUGGUGGAACUCUUAUAACCAACAGAGCUGUAGUCACAGCAGCUCAUUGUGUUGAAUACAUGAGCCCAUACCACCUGAGAGUGCGAUUGGGAUCAACCUAUGCUUCGUCUGGCGGACAAGUCCACGAACUUUCUAGAAUUAUUAUGCAUCCAUAUUAUAAUUAUCGUUUAGUCUUAAAUGACAUUGCAGUAAUCAGACUUAAAAACUCUGUUGUAAUGUCCAAUCAAAUCCAAGUUGCUCGAGUUGCUGGACCACAGUACAACUUACCAGACAAUACACGUUUGAAUGUUAUUGGUUGGGGGACUACGAGUUUCCAUGGAAAACCUUCUGAGAUACUUCAGCACGUUUCUGUUAACGUCAUCAACCAAAAUCUUUGCGCCGAACGCUACAAAUAUCUACCCGGAUCCAUUCCAAGAGUAACUCCUGAGAUGAUGUGUACUGGUAUUCUGGAUGUCGGUGGCAAGGACGCCUGCCAGGGUGACUCCGGCGGACCUAUUGUUCAUGGUGGAAAUGUUCUAGUAGGAAUUCCUUCCUGGGGAUACCAGUGCGCUCACCCUGUUUAUCCAGCGGCCCCAAGAAAAUCACAACGUAUUGUGGGUGGUGAAAACACCAAUAUUGAAAGAUAUCCUUUCAUGUCUGCUAUGUUACAAAAUUCCUUCUGGGGAUUGACUCAGAUGUGUGGUGGAACUCUUAUAACCAACAGAGCUGUAGUCUCAGCAGCUCACUGUUAUUCAGGAAUGUCGCCAUCCUCUUUGAGAGUGCGUUUGGGAUCAACUUAUGCUUCAUCUGGAGGACAAGUUCAAGUGGUUUCUAGAAUUAUCAUGCACCCACAAUAUAACUCACGCUUAAUUAUAAAUGACGUCGCAGUAAUCAGACUGCAAAACUCUGUUGGAAUGUCUAAUCAAAUCCAAGUUGCACGAGUUGCUGGACCACAGUACAACUUACCAGACAAUACACGUUUGAAUGUUAUUGGUUGGGGAACUACGAGGUACCAAGGACGACCUUCUGAAAUCCUUCAACACGUUUCCGUAAACGUCAUCAACCAAAGACUUUGUGCCGAACGCUACCGACACCUUCAAAGUUUACCUGGAAUGGGAUCCUGGCCAAGCAUAACUAAUGAGAUGAUGUGUGCCGGUAUUCUGGAUGUCGGUGGCAAAGACGCCUGCCAGGGCGACUCCGGCGGACCUGUUAUUCAUGGUGGAAACGUACUUGUAGGCAUUACUUCCUGGGGAUACGAAUGCGCUCACCCAACUUAUCCGGGAGUUAAUGUACGAGUUUCAUCUUACGCCAAUUGGAUCUCGACUAAUGCAGUUAAUUAA
This is a messenger RNA of Danaus chrysippus (African queen), 1473 nucleotides long. The record is from the annotation of a GenBank genome assembly. Lineage: Eukaryota; Metazoa; Arthropoda; Insecta; Lepidoptera; Nymphalidae.